AUGAAAGCAAUCAUACGAAAUUAUGUCACUCAUCCAGAUAUUGAUAUUAGAAAGCAUUCAGCCUUGACAAUUUCUGAAAUUUGUUACCAUGUUGAACACGAUGCACUUCUUGCCCUUGUACAAGAAUUGUUGCCAUCACUGGCCAAUCCAACCAAUGUAGCGUCAAGACGAGGAGCUGCUUUAACUAUCUAUGCCUUCCUUUCUCGGCUUGAAAUGAAAUCGCUUCCAGCCGUUGCAUUCUUAGCCGUUCCUUUACUAAAAAGAAUGAGUGACCAAGAUGAUGUAACAAGAGAGAUUGCUUCCAACUGUUUCGGAACUGUAAUCAAAUUAUUGCCUCUUGAAAAAUCAUCAACUUCACUCAAAGGCCUAGAGAAACAACUUGAAGAGGAACACAAAUUUAUUGACCAACUCUUGGACAAUACCAAAGUUGAACCGUUCGACAUUCCAAUCAAGAUUAAUGCAGAACUUAGACAAUAUCAAAAAGAUGGAGUUUCAUGGCUGGCCUUCUUGAACAAAUACAAUUUACAUGGCAUUCUUUGUGACGAUAUGGGCCUUGGAAAGACUUUACAAACCAUAUGUAUGAUUAACAGCGAUAUUCAUAUGAGAAAGAUUCAAUAUCAGCAAACGAGAAAUCCUGAAUUUGUUCAUUUACCUUCAUUGGUGGUUUGUCCUCCAACCUUGUUGGGUCAUUGGGGCCAUGAAAUUAACAAAUUUUGUCCAGAUCUCACCUCACUACAAUAUAUUGGCUCUGUUUCGCAAAGAAGAGCUUGGAGAGCUGAAUUUCACAAGUAUGACAUUGUCAUUCUUUCGUAUGAUGUGUUGAGAAAUGAUAUUAAGGAAAUUGUUGCUGCACAAAACAAUUGGAAUUAUUGCAUUUUAGACGAAGGACAUAUUAUCAAAAACAAAAAGACUCAAAUUACCAAAGCUGUCAAACAAAUCAAAGCCAACCAUAGACUCAUCUUAUCUGGUACUCCAAUUCAAAACAAUGUGUUAGAAUUAUGGUCACUAUUCGACUUUUUAAUGCCUGGAUUUCUUGGUACUGAGAAGGACUUUAAUGCAAAAUACAGUAAACCCAUUCAAUCAAGUAGAGAUGCAAAGGCAAACUCAAAAGAACAAGCUGCAGGAACACUUGCCUUACAAAGUUUACACAGACAAGUUUUACCAUUUCUCUUGAGAAGAGUGAAAGAGGAUGUAUUGCAUGAUCUUCCAGAGAAAAUUAUUCAGGACUAUUAUUGUGAACUUUCACCAAUUCAAUCCAAAAUGUAUGAAUAUUUUGCAAAGAAGGAAAAGUCAAAGGUGUCUCAAGAGUUACAAGGACAACAAGAGGAAAAGAAGCCAAAAGACAUUUCUGAAAAUUCUCAUGUUUUCAAAGCACUCAAAUAUUUGAGAAAGCUUUGUAACCAUCCGUGCUUGGUUUUAGAGCCAGAUCAUCCCAUGUAUCAAUCCGUGACACAAGAAAUUAAGCAGCAAGGGAUGGAAUUGACAGAUGUGAAUUUAUCACCCAAGUUACUUUCUUUGAAACAGCUGUUAAAUGAUUGCGGAAUUGGACUUUCUGAAGGAAGCACGAGUGCAUUAGAGUCAGGAAGUAUGAAUCAACACAGAGUGUUAAUUUUCUGUCAAAUGAAACAAAUGUUGGACAUUAUUCAGAAUGAGCUAUUUGCCAAGUACAUGCCAUCGGUCACUUAUAUGAGGUUGGAUGGAGAUGUGGAGACCUUGAAACGUCAUGAAAUUGUUCAAAAAUUCAACAGCGAUCCAACCAUUGAUGUACUCUUGUUGACAACGAAAAUUGGAGGUCUUGGACUCAAUCUCACUGGAGCAGACACUGUGAUUUUUGUAGAACACGAUUGGAACCCAAGUAAUGAUUUACAAGCUAUGGAUAGAGCUCACAGAAUUGGCCAAAAAAAGGUUGUGAAUGUUUACAGACUCAUUACAAAGAACACCCUCGAAGAAAAGAUAAUGGGCUUACAAAAGUUCAAACUGAACAUUUCCAAGAGUGUGAUCAACUCUGAAAACAGCAGUCUAGCUUCGAUGGACACUGAACAAUUAGUGGAUUUAUUCAAUUUUUCUGGAAGCGGAGACGUGUCAUCUUCUGGUACACAAUUAGAAAAGCCAACGAAAAAGUCUGGUUUGGGUCAAGUCUUGGAGAAUAUGGAAGAAUACGACCAAGAACAACAGUAUCAAGGUUUCAAUCUUGACAGCUUUGUGAGUUCUGUUUCGAAAUAA
Naegleria lovaniensis is the source of this 2223-nucleotide messenger RNA. RefSeq lists its product as uncharacterized. The transcript has a single exon. NCBI's taxonomy places the organism in Eukaryota, Heterolobosea, Eutetramitea, Acrasida, Naegleriidae. Bases 1 to 2223 code for a protein of 740 amino acids. Gene Ontology annotation, molecular function: ATP binding; ATP hydrolysis activity; ATP-dependent chromatin remodeler activity. The record is from RefSeq and is a predicted model, not a curated record.